Molecule: messenger RNA, 990 nt
Organism: Cavenderia fasciculata
Lineage: Eukaryota; Evosea; Eumycetozoa; Acytosteliales; Cavenderiaceae
Exons: 2
Coding region: 1-990 (329 amino acids)
Source: RefSeq, a predicted model, not a curated record
AUGGAUCACUGGAAGAGUGACCAAUCCACGACCAUUACCAUAAGUGGGUCGGAUCUUGGUCUCCAAGGACCGGGCUAUACAUCACAAAUCACUGUUGGAGGUGUGGACUGUCCUGUGCAAUCGGUUGACAGUCAAGGUAAAUCGAUUGUAUGUACGGUUGCACCUAGCAGCACUGACGGUCAAAAAUUGGUCUAUGUUACAUUCAAGGGUCAAGCAUCAAACUCUGGUGAAUUUAAUCAUAAAUCUGAUAGUUCAGAAGAUGAAUCUUCAUCACAAGAUUCUCAAUCCCAAGAGAAUGACUCGACAACCACUACAACUACAUCUACAACAGGUCCUUCGACAACAGGCGGUGGUGGAUCUUCAACAACAACUGGUGUGAUUACAGUUGGUGCAGAUGCCACUUCUAUUAUUACAGCUAUUAUCACUGCUGUAGUUACAGUUGGUGCUACCUCUGUUGUCACUGCCGGUGUAACUGCUGGUGUUACUGCUGGUGUCAAUUCAACAACCACCGGAAUAGAUUAUACAACAUCUUCUACAACUAUUGGAUCUUCAACUACAACAACUGGAUGGGAUUCAACAACUCUUGGUACUACCUCUAGUUCAUCCAGUACUGGAUACUCAACUUCAACUACAACAGGAGAAACAUCUGGAGUUUCUACCACUACCACCUCAACAACAACAGGACAAGAAAAUCAUUAUGGAACUGUAAAGGGAUUAGCAUUUCAUGAUGCCAUCAUUAAUGGAUUGUAUGAUAAUGGUGAAUUCCCUUUUGCAGGUGUAACUGUAUUACUUUACAACCAACAAAGAAAUAUUACACUUGCAACCAACAUGGCUGGACGAUUUGAACUUGAAUUGGUACCACUCGGUCAUUAUAACAUUACAGUCUCCUCACCUCUUUUACUUUAUCACAUCGAACCAAUUUCUGUCAUUCUCGAUCAAAAUGGACAAAUAAUCAAUACCGAUAUCCCAAUUUCAUCAAAUUGUCAAUAA